CAUUCUGAGCCUACUGCAGAGGAACCUCCAGUCGCAGCACCAUGAACCAAAGUGCUGUUCUUAUUUUCUGCCUUAUCUUUCUGACUCUGAGUGGAACUCAAGGAAUACCUCUGUCUAGAACUACACGCUGUGCCUGCAUUAAGAUUAGUGAUCGACCUGUUCAUCGAAGAUCCUUAGAAAAAAUUGAAAUGAUUCCUGCAAGUCAAUCUUGUCCACGUGUUGAGAUCAUUGCCACAAUGAAAAAGAAUGGGGAGAAAAGAUGUCUGAAUCCAGAGUCCCAGACCAUCCAGAAUUUACUGAAAGCAAUUAGCAAGCAAAGGUCUAAAAGAUCUCAUCAAACACGGAGAGAAGCAUAAUCGCUGUACAACUGAUACGAUGGACCAAAGAGAGGCUGCCUCUGCCAUCAUUUCCCUACAUACAGUACAUGUCAAGCCCUAAUUGUCCCCGGAUUGCAGUUCUCCUAAAAGAUGACCAACCAGUCACCUCACUAGCUGCAACUACUCCUGCAGGGAGGUGGAUGGUUCAUCAUCCUGAGCUGUUCAGUAGUAACUAUGCCUUGGCACUAUACUAUAAGCUAUGCUCAGGUGCUACAUUCUUAGUAAAUGUGCCAAGUCCUAGCCCUGCUACUGACACUUUACUCACCUUGCCUAUCUUUUAAAGGUUAUCAAGGGAUCUUUCCACCUCUGGGCUUAUCAGAGGUUUUAGAAUCUCAAAUAACUAAAAGGUAUGCAAUCAAAGUGAUAAUACAAUCUGUUUCUUUCUUCCCCUCCACAAAGCCCCAGUACACAGUUGUAUAUUCUAGUUGUACGUCCUUCUAGUUCUAUGUAAGCCACCACCACAACAUGGCUACUGACAGAUGAGUGGUGUGGCUCCACACCCGGCAACCAAACCUGGGCCACUGAAGUGGAGCAUGCUGAACUUCAACCACUAGGCCAUCAGGGCUGGCUCACGAGCUGCUUUUUUAAGAAAGAUUUUUACCCCAUGGACUUCUACUGCCAUCUUCCCAAGGAGCCCAUAUUCUUCUGGUGGUUAUAUAUACAAAAUUCCAAAAACAUAGAAACAGCUGGAAAUGUAUGUGAAAACAGUAUUAUUUAAUGAAAGACUAUACAAAAUAGAAUUCUUAGAUGUAUAUAUUUCUUACAUUGUUUUCAGUGUUUAUGGAAUAACUUGUGUGAUUAAGUACUACACAUGAAUGAGCAAUGGGAGAAAUUUUAAAAUCUAGAUACAUGCUCUGCAUGUUAUGUAAGACAAAAUACGCUGGAUGUUUUUCAGAAUAAAAAUAAUACGCUCUCCUGGAAAUAUUAAGAAAGAUUAUUUAACUGCUAAGA
This is a messenger RNA of Diceros bicornis minor, 1328 nucleotides long. It is a transcript of the gene CXCL10, whose product is annotated as C-X-C motif chemokine ligand 10. Lineage: Eukaryota; Metazoa; Chordata; Mammalia; Perissodactyla; Rhinocerotidae. The record is from RefSeq and is a predicted model, not a curated record. The transcript has 4 exons. Gene Ontology annotation, biological process: cellular response to lipopolysaccharide; antimicrobial humoral immune response mediated by antimicrobial peptide; neutrophil chemotaxis. Gene Ontology annotation, molecular function: chemokine activity; CXCR chemokine receptor binding. Gene Ontology annotation, cellular component: extracellular region. The coding region runs from base 42 to 356 and encodes 104 amino acids.